Molecule: messenger RNA, 986 nt
Organism: Arachis ipaensis
Lineage: Eukaryota; Viridiplantae; Streptophyta; Magnoliopsida; Fabales; Fabaceae
Source: RefSeq, a predicted model, not a curated record
AAGUAAAAUGAACUGAACACAGAGACACUUUGGUGAGAAUGCGUGAAUGUCGCCUCACUAGGCGUCACAUAGAAACUCUAAUUCCUGGACGUCCGAUCGAUGGAAGAGUUGUUGAAAUGGUGGCCAUGCGUAACACUUGCUCCAUCCAACACUUGAAUCAUCCAUACUUUUGGUGCCUUCCACCUCGUUUCGCUGAAGAUGUUAGUAAGGGGUUGUUGGUGGAUGAACUUGCUGAAACGUAUUUGCCAUUUUGGGUUAAGCCAAGUCGAUUUCUCAAUCGUAUUUUCAUCCCUGUCAAAGAAAUCUUCUUCCAUUGGUAUUGCGUCGUGGUUGACUUUGCUGAUAAAAUGGUAUACCACCUGGACUCGUAUCCAAAUUCAAACAAGAUUGCCGAUAGGGAAAGUCUAAUCCGCAACAUGGUUGAAAGGCUCCACGACUUGAUGACAUAUCCCGAUUAUGGUCCUCUUCGAGCAUUUACACCAACAGACCUUCGCGAGUGGCCAAUUAAGCAAGGGCAAGGGAUCCCAAACUGCAACACAAGUGAUAGUGCGGCAGCUUGGGUUAUUUCAUGGCUGGACCUAGAAGGAAGGUUUAAUGCGUUGGAAAUUAGCGGAGUGCUGGAUGAUUCAACUCUAAAAGGCAGGACCGCUGUUUCCCUGGCUGGUGGCCCUUUCAAUGCCAUUGGAAGCCUAGUUAGAAUGUGGGCUAAGCAGUGGCAGAGGCUUGGCAUCUCGAGGAAGUAAUUAACCGUCGUGGCAUCUAAGCAUUAUCUCCCUUUAAUGGCAUCAUUAGAAUUGUGUUUAGCUUAGUCUAUGUAGGGUUUAUUUUAAAGUUGUGUUUAUUUGUGUCUCAUGGUAGCUUAUACGCUCUUGAGAAUAAUAACGUGAAUUGGGUACGUACUGCAUAGUAUGGCCUAUCCUUCACAAGUGCUAUGUUCAUUGUGUUAUGUUGCAAUGUGUUGUUAACUAGUCAUUGAGGGUAGGGUC